GUCAGUGGUCCAGCCGCUGCAGAGAGACCAACACAAUACCCAGCCACUAUUGUCCCUUACACUGUAUCCUUUCUCCUUUUAUUCACCUCUCCUUCCCUCCAAUAAUUCAACAAAAUCCCACCAUUUUCUUCCCUCGGCUGUUUCCAAAUUUUGCAGCACCUUCUUCCACCACCUCUACUUGCUUUAUUUUGCUCUCUUAUGGUUGAGCGCUUCUGGUUGAGAGCUUUUCAGGGGGUUUAAGGUAUAGGGGUUUGCCCUUCUGCUUCUUCGGCAUUGACGAAUGUCGUCUUGCUUUCCGAGAGGGGGAGGAACCCGUACUUACGGGCUCGAAAGCACGGUUCUCUCGAAAUCGCCGUCAAUUUCUUCGUCCAUACGGUCGCCUGCUUCUUCUUCCUCGUCGUCAACUGCAUUCUCAGAUGCAAGUACAACGACCACUCUCACCAUCACCAGCAAGAAGCAGAGGGCGCCGAGGAAGCGGCCGAACCAGGUCUAUGCGGAGGCGACGGCGCUGCUCUCCACCGUCUACCCACAUGUUUUUUCUGGUCAUAAUCUGAAGAGGCCGCCGCAGCGGGCUAAAUCGCAGAAUUUCGAGGAUGAAACGCCGGAAUUAAUGGAGGAGCCGCUCAGGUUCAUGUCUGCGGAGACUCAGGUGCUCAUUUUCCGGCCGCCCAUCUCGGGACAUGAGGCUGGGCUUCUGCCCGCCACGGGGUCUUUGUGCAUCGACGACAAAACCAAUUCCACCGUCGAAAUCCGGUCCCAUAACGAGGAAUUCUCUGAUUCGGAGGUUUCAGUUCUUCGUCCGCCGGUGUCCAGCGACAGCGAAGGAUGCCGGCCAGGCUGUGAGCCUUCUGGUUCUGAUGACGAAACCCGAUUGGGGAUUGAAAUCCAGUCUCGGAGAGAUGACUUGUCGGACUCGGAAGUGUUGGCUUCCCCUGUUGGAUGCGGAAAGGAAACAGAACACUCUGUUUCUGAGAACGGAGUUCAUUUGGGUGCCGGAUACCAAUCGGGAAUGGACGACACGGAGCACGUAUUUCAGCAGCCACCUGUUUCCGGUGACGCGAAUCAGUCCGGAAGCUACAACAAGAGUGACUCCGCCAUCGAAAAUCAAUCCCGGAUUGACGAAUUUUCAGAAGAGGAGUAUGUAAUUUCCGGCAGCCCAGUUCCCAGUCAUGACGUCGAAUCCCGGGAAAGUAAUGAACCAUUCGAUGAGGAAUUUGAAGCAGGGUCUCUCCUUCAUGGUGAGGUCGACAAAGGGAUCGAUAGCAUUCUUGGCAGUAAAACAUCUGAUGACAAUUACGAUCGAAAUCCGAAUCAACAGGAUUACAGUUACAGCUCAGUAGUGAACACAGGAUUGCCGACAAUAGGGAUGGACCAGUGGGCACUCCGCCGGGACCGUGACCGGGCUCCGGCCAUGGAGGUGCUCGAAUUCAUGCCAAGGUUGAGGUUGGUGGACAAAAUCAUGGCUCAGGAGGAGCAGAGUUCGAUGGCAUUCUGCUCCUUCGAGUGGGUCAAGAAGGAGGAAAAUUCUCAAUCUGGUUUGAGCCUUAAACUCAACUACGACAAGGUUUUGAAUGAGUGGUCGGAUCGAGGUCCGGCUUAUGCUGCCGCCGGCGCGAACCAGGGGGCUGAAGAAUGCUUGCCGUCGUCCUCAUCGCCUGAUUCAUUUGCCAGGCUCAUGCAAUACGAUGUGUUUCCGGACAUGGGGUUGUGGAGGCAAGUAGGAGAAGAUGGUGCAGGCCUCAGGGAGGCUAGCGUGUUGAGGUACAAAGAGAAAAGGAGGACCAGGCUUUUCUCCAAGAAAAUACGCUACGAAGUCAGGAAAGUGAAUGCUGACAAACGACCCAGAAUGAAGUCUUUUGCAGGGUCGGUUUGUGAGGAGGCCUUCUCUGCUGCACUCAUGACCAGAGGGAAAACGGGUCCUUGGGUCCAGACCCGGUCAGCAAGUCACGGGCCUACUGCAACUGGACGCUCCUUCCUCCUUCCCCAUUGUCUUUAAUUUCCUGGAGCCAUAUUUUUGGUAUUUUGUGGGGUUUUUUUUUUGUUUUUUCUUCUUUUUUUCUUUUUGAAUUUUGGGGGUUAAUUAGAUAAAGGGAUCAGACUAGCGGUAGGGAUGAAGCCAUGGGAAUAAAAGAGAAAACAACGUCGCUCAGAUGUGGAAAUAUUGCACACUGAUUGAUGUGGGGCAGGUGGGCCGACUCUUUUUUUUUUUUUUUUUGGCAUUUGGGAUUUUUUUUUUCUUUGUUGGGAAGGUUGAAACCAACAAACAAUGAGGAUGGUGGCCAUUACUUGGCCUCAAGCUUUUUUUCUCUUUUCUUCUCUUUCUCUUUCUCUUUGUGGACAUUGUUUGAUCGAUAAAAAGCAUCCCGCAUGUACACUUACUCUUACUUUUAUACGCUUUGUUUGGUAGUGUAUGCAAAUGCAGCCACUUUUAUCUGCC
Molecule: messenger RNA, 2437 nt
Organism: Nymphaea colorata (pocket water lily)
Lineage: Eukaryota; Viridiplantae; Streptophyta; Magnoliopsida; Nymphaeales; Nymphaeaceae
Product: protein CHLOROPLAST IMPORT APPARATUS 2-like
Exons: 3
Coding region: 281-1996 (571 amino acids)
Biological process (GO): regulation of DNA-templated transcription
Cellular component (GO): nucleus
Molecular function (GO): protein binding
Source: RefSeq, a predicted model, not a curated record